Emys orbicularis (European pond turtle) is the source of this 897-nucleotide messenger RNA. It is a transcript of the gene EN2, whose product is annotated as engrailed homeobox 2. Gene Ontology annotation, molecular function: DNA-binding transcription factor activity, RNA polymerase II-specific; RNA polymerase II cis-regulatory region sequence-specific DNA binding. Lineage: Eukaryota; Metazoa; Chordata; Testudines; Emydidae. Bases 1 to 897 code for a protein of 298 amino acids. Gene Ontology annotation, biological process: neuron differentiation; regulation of transcription by RNA polymerase II; multicellular organism development. Gene Ontology annotation, cellular component: nucleus. The record is from RefSeq and is a predicted model, not a curated record. The transcript has 2 exons.
AUGGAGGAGAAUGACCACAGUCCUAGGGAAGAAGCACUGGAGCAGCAGCAGGAGUCCAGCAGCAGCAGCAGCAGCGAUGCGGAGCCCAACAGGAGCCGGGCAAUGAUCCUGCCCGUGGUUCUGCAGGCGCCUGGGAAUCACCAGCACCCGCACCGGAUCACGAACUUUUUCAUAGACAACAUCCUGAGGCCGGAGUUCGGGCGGAGGAAGGAAGGGGGGACCUGCAGCAGCGGAGGCAGCAGCGGCAGCAGCCCGGAGCAGCUGCUCUUAGCCGGCAGGGAGAACCGACGGAGUCCCUCUACGGCGCCGGGAUCUGGGGGGCAACUCACCGGCGGAGGGGGAGGCUCCCCGGGCGAAGGAGAAGGAGGCUCCAAAGCCCUUGCUCUCAAUGGGGGAGCCAAGAAAGGAGGCGACUCCGGGGCCCUGGAAGGAGCCUUGAAAUCCCGGGGGCUAAGCGGCGGCGAUCUGUCUGUGAGCUCGGACUCUGAUAGCUCCCAAGCCAGCUCCAACACCAGUAACCAGCCCAUGCUCUGGCCAGCCUGGGUUUACUGUACUAGAUACUCGGACAGGCCUUCUUCAGGCCCCCGGUCUCGUAAACCAAAGAAGAAGAAUCCCAACAAAGAAGACAAGCGUCCCAGGACAGCCUUCACUGCGGAGCAGCUGCAGAGACUGAAAGCGGAGUUUCAGACGAACAGAUACUUGACGGAGCAGAGGAGGCAGAGCCUGGCUCAGGAACUCAGCCUCAACGAGUCUCAGAUCAAAAUCUGGUUUCAGAACAAACGAGCCAAAAUCAAGAAAGCCACUGGCAACAAGAACACCCUGGCGGUGCAUCUCAUGGCACAAGGACUGUACAACCACUCCACCACAUCAAAAGACGGCAAGUCAGACAGUGAAUAG